AUGCAAAACGUGGUGCUUAUUACGAAAUGUCCUACAAAGGUGAAAGAGAUAAAGCAGAUUCGUCUUGACAUUGUCAACGGAUCUUCGGUGUACAGUCGCCGCUUCUCCAGGUUGAAAAGUGGCAGCUGCGAGGAUUUGGGCACCUGUCACAAACGCCAUCAGAAGGAAAAGGGAAAUAACUACUACUUGUCCGACCGGCAGGCCGAAGAUCUCGGGACGACCAAAAAUAACUCGCUAAAGGACGGCAUGUCGGUUCUCGCGCAGCCAAACAGUUCGAGAGAGACUCGGAGCUGCGAAACGCCGCUGAACUCAAUUACUCAGCCGAACGUCAAACAGAUUUCAUCAGGGACAUACACUAACUUUUUCCAUCUGUGCGUAUUCACGGACUCGUUGGACCACGUUCACAUUCGAGGGAUAAAAUGGCUCAAUCUUCGGCGCAUCGAAGAGGCGUUCUUCAGCGGGGACGAUGCCUCCUUGCCGAUUUUAUCAUGCAGCAUCGGACUGACCGGAUUCAUGUGGAUAUACUGGGUUUGCAGUGCUCAGUCGUUCAGUUCAGCUUCGACGAUGGCCAAACAAAAUUGGCAGAUAUGCCAGAUGAGGACGCUGCAGCCAGUUCCGUCCAGUCAGAUCCAUUCCUCAACAGCUGUUUGUUCGAAACGCUGGCCGUUCGGAAAGCACCUGGAAUCAGAGGUUCAUCCGACAGAGCGGUUCCUGUCCUCACUGAGUCACGUCUUCGACAGACUGCACCACGAUGAGGAAACACGAUGGUCGGUCUCGCAGGUGCACCGGUCGAACGGCGGCUUGCUCGUAGAGGACGUCGCUUUUCAGUUGUUGUACACAACCGGCAUUCACAGACGUUGA
Molecule: messenger RNA, 861 nt
Organism: Soboliphyme baturini
Lineage: Eukaryota; Metazoa; Nematoda; Enoplea; Dioctophymatida; Soboliphymatidae
Source: the annotation of a GenBank genome assembly